Molecule: messenger RNA, 953 nt
Organism: Helianthus annuus (common sunflower)
Lineage: Eukaryota; Viridiplantae; Streptophyta; Magnoliopsida; Asterales; Asteraceae
Product: serine/threonine protein phosphatase 2A 57 kDa regulatory subunit B' kappa isoform
Exons: 2
Coding region: 26-835 (269 amino acids)
Biological process (GO): signal transduction
Cellular component (GO): protein phosphatase type 2A complex
Molecular function (GO): protein phosphatase regulator activity
Source: RefSeq, a predicted model, not a curated record
AUUCCUACACACAACAAUACAAUACAUGGCUUUACAUGUAGGUCCAACAACUGGAGAAAAGUUCAUAAGCCAGAACUUCAUUCUCAACCUCCUCACCCUCUUCAAUUCAGACGAUCUCCGCGAACGCGACGCGAUCAAAAACAUUGUCCACCGGAUCUACUCAAAGUUCACAUUCCACCGAUCCUUCAUGCGCAAAUCAUUAACCGACGUUUUACUCCAUUUCAUCUACGAAACUGAUCAUCGACAAAAUGGGAUUGGAGAGAUUCUCGAGAUAUGGGGAAGCAUAAUCAACGGGUUCACGGUGCCAUUAAAGGAGCAACACAAGGUUUUUUUAUCUAGGGUUUUGAUCCCGUUGCAUAAACCGAAGAAUAUGGUGGUUUAUCACCGUCAAUUGGUGUAUUGUGUGUCACAGUUUGUGCAGAAAGAGACAGUGCUUAGCCGUGUGGUGAUCGAAAAGAUUUUGAGGUGUUGGCCGGUGACGAAUUGUCAAAAAGAAGUGUUGUUAAUCGGAGAGUUGGAAGAGAUUGUGGAGAAUAUUGAUCAAAGGUGGUACCUGAUGGUGGCUGUUCCGGUGUGGAGUAGACUCGCAAAGUGUAUAACAAGUGAUAAUUCACAGGUAGCCGAGCGGGCUCUGGAUGUUUGGAAUAACGAACAAUUCAUGAGGGUGGUGUCUCAAGAUAUCGAGAUAGUGUUCCCUAUUCUAGUUGAAGCCAUUGAAACGAACCUUAAGCUGCACUGGAGCAAAAACGUACAACAACUGACACAAAGCGUGAAGAACUUACUUCAAGAACUUAAUCCUCUUCUCUAUAAAAGGUGCCUCAAUCGGCUAGAUUAGUAGAAAACACAAUUGCAUCGAUUUUGUAGGUAUAUACAAGUCUAUAUCACUGAUGAGUUAACAUUAGAAAACCAUUCAAUUUUAAGGUUAAUCAGAUUGUUGCCAUAGGCCGCACAUU